CACCAUCAUGACGGUAUUGACCAACGGACUCGUUUGCUUCACGAACUGCUUCCUGGCUCAAGAGGACGGGAGCCUAGCCAAGAAAGAUCUUUGGAUCGACGAGAUGAAUGGCUUGAUUGUAGAUCCCAAUAAAACAUUCUUUGAGCGAAAGUUGAGGCCUGAUCGUACCAUCGACUUGGAUGGUAACAUCUUGAGCCCUGGUCUUCUAGAUAUCCAGAUCAAUGGAGCUUACGGGUUUGAUUUCUCCGUCUACGAGAACGACGAUAAUGCCUACCGUCAAGGACUCAAGACGGUCGCAGAGAAAAUAGUUGAAACUGGGGUGACUUCUUUGUUGCCAACGAUCAUUACCCAAGAAAAGGCAUUAUACCCGAAGUUGCUUGGUUUGUUACGCCCCUUUUCAGCCCCCGGUUCAGCGACCUUGCUGGGAUGGCAUGCUGAAGGCCCCUUCUUGGAAUUUACCAAACGGGGUGCCCAUGCGCCCCCGUUCCUUCGGUUCGCACCGGAUGGGUUCAAAUCGUUCGAAGACGUUUAUGGGCCAGAGAACCUGAUUGAAAAGGAGGAUUGGGUGAUGAAUGAAGGCCAGGACAUCGGUAUCCGGAUGAUUACCGCUGCUCCAGAAGUGCCUGGAGUUUUGGAUGCGAUUCCUACUCUCAGGAAUCGAGGGAUCGUGUUUUCGAUUGGUCAUAGUAAUGCGCGAACGGAAGUGGCCAUGGCUGCUGUCCGCAAGGGUGCCAACCUCAUUACGCACCUUUUCAAUGCUAUGCCUCAAUUCCACCAUCGGGAUCCAUCUAUAAUCGGUCUCUUAGGUGCUUCCCCUCACUGUGAUGCGUCUGGGCCGACAGCGCUGGCCUAUGUAACUUGCGACCCUGCUCAUACUAUCCAAUUGGAACGGGGAGCUACCUCACCGACGUCUUCUAACGGCUUCAAUGGCUCCUUCAAUCAUUCUGCCAGCGCAAGCUCGAAUGCAAGUGGUACUAGUCCGGACAGGGGACCUCACAACGAGUGGACUUCGCAAGGCCAUACUAUGGCAUCAUCGUUGAUGGAAUUCAUUGCCACCCGAACUCCGUCAGGCUCGCUUACUCUGCUCAUCUCGAUGGAUGCAUUCUGGUCACCGAUGCCAUGAAGAUUCUGGACCCCAAUCUAAAGGACGGGGUCCACGAGUGGCGCGACGGAAAGCGAUUUGUCAAGGAAGGAGAGCGUCUAUAUUUGGAGGGAACGGACACAUUAGCUGGAAGUGUCGUCACCCUUGACAAAUGCGUCCGAAACUUUGCUCGAUUCACCGGCUGCUCCUUGGGGGAGGCAAUCAAAUGUGCCACCUACAACCCUGCUAAAUGCCUCGGUAUAGAAAGCAUCAAGGGAACCCUCCGACCAGGAGCGCAUGCAGACCUUGUCGUACUUGAUAAACAGGGACAUUUGCGAAGCACCUGGGUUCGAGGAAAGGAGAUCUGGACCAAAGCGUAAGAAUAGGCGUAGAUGCUUCGGGGAGCACCUCCGUUCCACAGCUGUACGGCCUCGCUUAUCCUGUCCGCCCCACGAAUUCAUCGUCGGGAUUUCCUGUCA
Molecule: messenger RNA, 1560 nt
Organism: Coprinopsis cinerea okayama7#130
Lineage: Eukaryota; Fungi; Basidiomycota; Agaricomycetes; Agaricales; Psathyrellaceae
Product: n-acetylglucosamine-6-phosphate deacetylase
Exons: 10
Coding region: 8-1123 (371 amino acids)
Biological process (GO): N-acetylglucosamine catabolic process
Molecular function (GO): N-acetylglucosamine-6-phosphate deacetylase activity
Source: RefSeq, a predicted model, not a curated record